This is a messenger RNA of Ramularia collo-cygni, 3234 nucleotides long. RefSeq names its product probable SNF2 family helicase/ATPase. Gene Ontology annotation, cellular component: chromatin; nucleus. NCBI's taxonomy places the organism in Eukaryota, Fungi, Ascomycota, Dothideomycetes, Mycosphaerellales, Mycosphaerellaceae. The transcript has 2 exons. Gene Ontology annotation, biological process: regulation of transcription by RNA polymerase II; nucleosome organization. Gene Ontology annotation, molecular function: DNA binding; ATP-dependent chromatin remodeler activity; ATP binding. The record is from RefSeq and is a predicted model, not a curated record. The coding region runs from base 1 to 3234 and encodes 1077 amino acids.
AUGCUCGACACUCCCGACUACACAGACYCCGAGUCAAAUCCCACCGGCACCGCGAACAGUGUCGCCGGUGAUGCUCCGGAUGGUCGUAAGAAGCGAUGGGAGGCAGCGGGCCUGCGGAAGAGUGUAUUUGGCAAGAAGCAUGACCAGCUCGGCGCCAGUAAACAGGACGACUCGAUCCGCCGUUUCCGCUACCUACUGGGCCUGACCGAUUUGUUCCGCCACUUCAUUGACAACAACCCGGAUCCGAAGAUCCGUGAGAUCAUGGAGGAGAUUGAUCGUCAGGAUGCGGAGGAAGCAGCCAGCGCCGCAACAGGAAACAAGCGCAAGGGUGGUGCUGCUGGAGAUCGGCGGCGGCGGACCGAGAAGGAGGAAGAUGCUGAGCUACUUCGGCAAGGCAAGCAGGAAGGCAAGACAGAGCAAACCUUGUUCCGCGAGAGUCCUAAGUGGAUUCAAGGCGGUGAAAUGAGGGACUACCAGGUUGCAGGACUCAACUGGCUCGUCAGCCUGCAUGAGAACGGUAUUUCUGGUAUUCUUGCCGACGAGAUGGGUCUGGGAAAGACACUGCAGACCAUCUCGUUUCUUGGCUACCUGCGCUUCUUGCAAGGCAUCACCGGCCCACAUCUGAUUGCUGUGCCAAAAUCAACGUUGGACAACUGGAAGCGCGAGUUUGGCAAGUGGAUCCCCGAGGUCAAUGUUCUAGUACUGCAGGGUGCAAAGGAGGAGCGUGCAGACCUCAUUCAGGAGCGUCUGGUGGAUGAGAAGUUUGACGUUUGCAUCACCUCAUACGAGAUGAUCUUGCGUGAAAGCAGCCACCUGAAGAAGUUUGCAUGGGAAUACAUCAUCAUCGACGAGGCUCAUCGCAUCAAGAACGAGGAGUCAUCGCUCGCGCAAAAGCUCCGACUAUUCAACUCUCGAGGACGUCUGCUCAUUACCGGAACUCCGCUCCAGAACAACCUUCACGAGCUUUGGGCACUGCUCAACUUUCUUCUACCCGACGUCUUCGGCGAAGCUGAGGCUUUCGACUCGUGGUUCAGCACACAAAGCGAAGAUCAGGACACCGUCGUCUCGCAGUUGCACCGUGUCCUGCGGCCUUUCCUCCUGCGUCGUGUCAAGAAUGACGUCGAGAAGAGCUUGUUGCCCAAAAAGGAGAUUAAUUUGUAUGUCGGAAUGAGCGACAUGCAGCGCAACUGGUAUAAGAAAAUUCUCGAAAAGGACAUUGACGCCGUCAAUGGUGCAGCGGGGAAGAAGGAGAGCAAGACGCGUCUGUUGAACAUUGUCAUGCAACUGCGAAAGUGCUGCAAUCACCCAUACCUCUUCGAUGGCGCUGAACCUGGUCCACCUUACACCACCGAUGAGCACCUUGUCAACAACGCGGCAAAGAUGGUUAUGCUCGACAAGCUGUUGAAGCGUAUGAAAGCACAGGGCAGCCGUGUACUCAUCUUCUCGCAAAUGUCUCGUGUUUUGGACAUUCUUGAGGACUACUCCGUCAUGCGCGGAUACCAAUACUGCCGCAUUGAUGGAUCCACUGCCCAUGAAGACCGCAUUGCAGCGAUCGACGACUACAACAAKGAGGCCUCUGAGAAGUUCUUGUUCUUGUUGWCGACUCGUGCGGGUGGUCUCGGUAUCAACCUCACGACAGCCGACAUUGUCGUGCUCUUCGACUCCGACUGGAAUCCACAGGCAGAUUUGCAGGCAAUGGACCGUGCUCACCGUAUCGGCCAGACCAAGCAAGUCAUGGUGUUCCGUUUCGUGACCGAGAAUGCCAUUGAGGAGAAGGUUCUUGAGCGUGCGGCUCAAAAGCUUCGACUCGACCAGCUCGUUAUUCAACAAGGCCGUGCACAACAGCAAGCCAAGGCAGCUGCAUCAAAGGAUGAGCUGCUCGGCAUGAUUCAGCACGGAGCAGAGGUCAUCUUCGAGCAGAAGGAAGACACCUUCAGCAAGGCCGGAGGAAUCACCGACACCGAUCUUGACGACAUUCUACGCAAGGGCGAGGAGCGAACGAAGGAGAUGAACAAGAAGUAUGAGACGCUCGGUCUGGAUGAUCUUCAGAAGUUUACCUCUGAAGCUGGCGCUGCGUAUGAGUGGAAUGGAGAGACCUUCAUCGCCAAGAAGAAAGAGAUUGGUCUUAGCUGGAUCAACCCUUCGAAGCGUGAGCGCAAGGAGCAGUCCUACUCCAUGGAUAAGUACUACAGAAAUGCGCUUGCGACUGGAGGUCCUCGACCAGACCCCAAGCCCAAGGUCCCGCGGGCACCAAAGCAGAUGUCCAUGAAUGACUAUCAAUUUUUCCCCGCCCGUCUCGGAGAUCUUCAAGAAAAGGAGACUGCGUGGUUCAGGAAGGAAAACGGAAUCAAGGCUCCGCUUCCCGACGGCGAUGAAGAGGAUAUGGAGCAGCGCCUUCGAGACCAAGAACUGCAACAAGCGGAGAUUGACGAGGCAGAGCCGUUGACAGAGGAGGAGAUUGCGGAGAAGGAGCAGCUCGGCACAGAGGGCUUUGGCGAGUGGAACAAGCGUGACUUCCAACAGUUUGUCAAUGGCAGCGGCAAAUACGGCCGUAACGACUACCCCAGCAUUGCACUGGAGGUGGACUCCAAGGAUGCUCAUGAGGUCAAGGCUUACGCCAAAGUCUUCUGGAAGCGCUACAAGGAGAUUCACAACUGGGAGAAGCACAUUGCUGCAAUCAAGGAAGGCGAAGCUCGCACCGCCCGUGUGAUUGAACAAAAGGAACUGCUCAAGAAGAAGAUGGCAAUGUACCGUGUGCCGCUUCAGCAAUUGAAGCUGAACUACACCGUCAGCACCACGAACAAGAAGGUAUACACCGAGGAAGAGGACCGCUUCCUCCUCGUGAUGCUGAACAAGUUUGGUAUCGACUCUGAGGGACUGUACGAGAAGAUCCGUGACGAGAUCCGCGAGAGCCCGCUCUUCCGCUUCGACUGGUUUUUCCUGUCAAGAACACCGCAAGAGAUCAGUCGGCGCUGCGCCACACUCAUCACCACCGUCACCCGUGAAAUGGAAGGCGCUGGAGGCAAGGAGAACGGCAAGCGUGUGGCUGACGAGGAGGACGAGGAAGAAGAGGCAGAGCCUGCGAAGAAGAAGGGCCGGGUCUCUACUGGUGCCAAGAACAAAGCCGUCAAUGGUGUCAAGGGCACACCCAACGGCAACUCGCGCGCCGCGAGCGUUGAUACCGUCGGCUCGGGCGGUGGUGCGAAGCCAAAAAGCAAAGCUCGCAAGCGAUGA